Enterobius vermicularis (human pinworm) is the source of this 1260-nucleotide messenger RNA. The record is from the annotation of a GenBank genome assembly. NCBI's taxonomy places the organism in Eukaryota, Metazoa, Nematoda, Chromadorea, Rhabditida, Oxyuridae.
AUGGAACAAGUCAGAAAGCCAUUUAUUGUUAACGUAUUUCUAAAUCAACGGAUCUAUGGACCCGGCGAUACUGUAGAUGGAGAAAUUGAGCUCGAUUUACGCAAACGAAUGUUAUGCGAUUUGAUUACUGCACAGAUCUAUGGGAGUGCUAAAGUGUUCUUCAUUGGUAGUCCGGAUACCUAUGACAGCCAAUAUCCGACAGCAAAUCAGCAAAAAAAAGUUCUUGUCGACGACACAAGAAUUGUUUGGCAAAGUGACAUUCGACACGAAAGACUUCAGAAACCAACUCUCGAAGAAAUUGUAAAAAAGGCAACAUCUUUGUCAAUACGUCCAAAAAAACUUGAACGAAAUGAAAAUGAGCCAGGUUUCAAUGCUGGUCGACACACUCUGGGGUUUAGUUUUAAUCUACCAAAGUCCGGUCUUGGCGUUUCUUACACUGAUCAUGACUGUGGUGUCCGGUAUUUUGUCAAGGUACAGUGCUAUAACUAUCAACAGGUUAUUGCAGCUGGAAAAUCGGAAUUUCCUGUAGUAUGUCCUGUUGACCUAAUGGAUUUUCCAGAAGCUCGUGAAGCUAAAGAGGUUAUCGAAAAGAUUACUUUCAAUAAAGGUGGCUACAUAAACGUUAGUGUAGCAGUUGACCAAUGCGGUUUCGUACCUACAGAACGUGUUCCACUAACGAUUCGGAUAGAUAACCGCUCUCGACAUUCAAUAAAAUAUGCAAAUUUAGUAAUACAGAAGCAUUUAUGCGGUUUUGCAACGUAUCCUUUUCCAUCAUCUGUUGAGUACUAUACGGAUACGGCAGGUACUGGAUUACCAAUUCGAAAAAUACAGGCUGGUCAAUCAUUUAAAUAUAGCCCAUCAUUUUUUAUCCCGGCAUUGGUCCCAAAUUUCGAACUGGACGGGAUUUUGAAGCUAAGCUACUCAUUGAAGCUCGACAUAGCUCGUACUAGGAAAUGUCGUAGUAAAAAGAAUAUUCUAAGUUCUGUGAAAAUGCCGAUCUACAUUGGUACGAAACCACUUCAGGAUCAACAACCAUUAGUGCCAGAAAACUUCUGGUCUAUUAAAUACGACCUCAGUUCGGAGUUCGGCUUUGAUAACUACGGUGUUGAAAAAGUAAACGGUGAUUCUGAACUUCGAUAUCAUGAAGAUGCUCAAAGUUAUGGCGAUUCGGACAGUGAACAAUCAUGCUCUUCGUAUAGCUCUUUAUAUGAUUCCGAUACGGCAAAGCUGCUGGGGAAAAAUAAGAAAAAAGUCGCAUAA